Molecule: messenger RNA, 2083 nt
Organism: Octopus sinensis (East Asian common octopus)
Lineage: Eukaryota; Metazoa; Mollusca; Cephalopoda; Octopoda; Octopodidae
Product: TLC domain-containing protein 5-like
Exons: 4
Coding region: 334-1089 (251 amino acids)
Cellular component (GO): membrane
Source: RefSeq, a predicted model, not a curated record
AACCUAAAUCGAUGACGUAAUGUCUGUGUGCUCUUCUUUCCUUAUUUCUAACCUAUAACUACUACCGCAGUGUUUACAAACACAUAUUAGCUAUAUUUCAACGAAUAAACGACACGAACGGCCUUCACUGCAGACAGAAUCUCUAAGGAAGUCGUCCCACACCCAUUUGGUGUGUACCCAGCGAUAGACUCCACCCUUUAACGAUCUUCGCUGCUGUCUCUAUCAACAAGGAAGUCCACCCUGUUAAGUCAUGCUAACGCAGCGAUCCUGUUCGGCCCGGAACUGAUCCAUAUUUUUAUAAGUACACUAUCGGAAACAUUUCAAGCGAAUGGUAUGUUAACUCAAGUUGUACUGACAUCAUCUCUGUGGACAAGUCUCUAUUGUUUCGUGUGUUACUUUUGGAGAAGCAAGUCAUAUGAAUGGUCAUGCCGUUCUGUAAGUCUGCUGCACGCACUGCUGAUAACCUCUCUCUCAUACUACUGCACUUUUAUUCAAGGUCCAUGGCCUUUUACAGAUGCAGGUGGACCGAACACACCUUUUCAAGAGUCCAUUGCAAUUAUUUCAGUUGGAUAUUUCAUCUUUGACUUUUUCUGGUGUUUAUAUUUUCAAACAGAUGGUCAAACAAUGCUGUGUCACCACUUUGUAUCAAUUAUUGCCCUGGCCAUCUGCUUGAUUACAGGUUCAUACGGCACAGAAAUUGUGGCUACCAUCUUCGGAUCUGAAAUCAGCAAUCCCUUGUUGCAGUGUCGAUGGUUUCUCAAAUAUUCUGGUAACCGUGACACAGCUAUUGCAGAUUUGGUUGAUGCUGCUUUUAUUCUCACCUUCACUUAUGUACGUAUUGUAGUCGGCAGCAACCUAAUCUACUGUUACCUGUCGAUGCCACACAUACCAAUAUUCAUGCGUGUCGCUAGUAUCACAUUUUAUUUGAUCUCUUGGGCAUUCUGGAUAACAAUAUUAAAAUUUGGUUAUCGGAAAUGUCUACGAAAAUAUCAAAAUUUCAAAAAUAUUACAAAAAUAGACCAAGUAAAUAGUGGAAUCUUAUAUCCAAAAGAUCAUUCAUUGUUAUGCUCUAAAUCACAUCAAAAUUAAGUAUCUUUUUUUAUUUUGAUUGGCAGAAUUUACAAAAUUAUCCAAGAGCCAAGAAUUUCGUAUUUUGUGCAAAAUUCUUAGCCUUUGAGUCAGUUUGUAACUUCUGUUGAUUUAAAUAAAAAGUAUAAACUCAUGUUUUGACUUCUAAUUUCCUGUUGUAUUACCAGACCUGAUCAAAAUUAUAUAUUAGCGACAGAGGCAAUAUUAAUACCAAGGGGUAAUAUUUAUCCCAAUUUAAAUGUGGAUGUUCUGUAGAACAAACUUUACUGCAGUAAAUACCAUGAGAGAAACUUCCAUAUUGGCAUUUUGUUGCAAAAUGCACCAUUGUUUAUCUCUCCACUAACGAUAUUAGCAAGAGUGCAUUUUGCAGCAAAAGCCAACACGAGAGGUUCUCUCAUGCUAACUACUGCAGUAUAGCUUGUUCUAACAGUACAUCCAUGUUUAAGUGAGGGUAAGUAUUGCCUCCUGAUCAAAAUUAUGUAGGUAUUUUAAGAGGUUAUAACACACAUAUUUUCAAGUGCCUGCUUUUUGUUUUCCAUUCAUUAGCCUCUGUGAGCUCUUUGCAUCAAACAAUGUUAGGAUUUUUUUUUUUAAGUGACCACUUGAUCAAGAUGUUGACCAUAUAUUUAUUCAUUGUCUUAGGUGGAAACUCUUUGUUUUAUAGCUUGAUAGCAGCAUUUAAGGAUAGGGCUACCACAGUAUAGUCAUGCACUUGAGCACUGUGUACAAUAACCUCGUUAAAUGAUCAGAAGUGAUCUAGAAAUCACUUCUCAGCAUUUAUUGCUUGUGCCUUGUCUCUGCAUUCUAUUUAUUUCUGGCAUUUAAUCUAAUUAGAAUACAUGGCCUAGUGAUUUAGCAGCCAAUCUAGUUUUGUUUUUAUUGCUAAGUUAAAUGACAACACAGAAUUUCUGAAAGUAUUUCAAGAAAAAAAAGAAAAGUUUGAUUUCUUAUCAUAUUAUAGAUAAAUAACUAACUGAUUAGUAUUAAAUGAGAA